GGUUUUAAAAUAAUCAGCGGCCACAGCAGUCCCACCGCGACAUCAGCCUUCCCUGCGGCUUAAGAAGACGAAGAAGAAAAAGCGCUGGAGGUCCGUCUGCCGCUCGAGCGCCACGUUCUUUUCGACUACCCUUGCGGAAACUACAGGUGUGAUGGCAACAGGAAGCUACAUCCGAACGCGCCUCUUCUCCUUUCCGCUUCCACGACACACACACCCACCUCGAUCAAUCAUGACCACCGACAGGGGCGGCUUGGCAAACCUGCUCGUCACCAACCUGGCACCCAGGGUGGACGAUACCGCUCUCCGGAUGGCCUUCGAACGCUUCGGCACCAUCGCAUCAUCGAAGGUGAUGUACGACAACCACACAGGAGAAAGCACCGGAACCGCGUUUGUAUGUUUCGCCGCACAGGCGGAGGCGGAGGAGGCUCGUUGCCAGAUGCACCGCUCCGAGUUUCGCGGCCGCAAGAUCUGCGUACGGCGGGCAAAGACGCCGACAUCCAGCGUACUCACGGACGAGGAUCGCUUCCGGCUACGCAAGGGUUUCGUGCGCAACGUUCCGCUGGACGUGACGGCGGAGACGUUGGCGGAGUGUGUCUCGCGGUACGGGACCGUGCUGCGUGUGCAGCUGCGCAAGGACUCCAUUGCCAACGCGGCUGACCCACGCCAAAUCGCCUUCAUCACAUUCGCUGAGGGCGGCGCCGCGAUGGCGAUGUGCAACGCGCUGCAUCACACGCUGCCCUUCCGCAGCUGCUUCGGUGUGCCACUGCUGUGCAACGUACGGCAAGAGGAGACGCCCUCGGAGGGGCACUCCUCCUCGGAAGACUUGCCGAUGGGAACUGCCGCACCGUCUUCCGUUGUCAUGGUGCAGGCCGGGCGGUACCGCCACGACCCGUACCGCUUUCCCUUUCUGACAUACCUGCAGUAA
Leptomonas pyrrhocoris is the source of this 925-nucleotide messenger RNA. RefSeq lists its product as hypothetical. The transcript has a single exon. The record is from RefSeq and is a predicted model, not a curated record. Gene Ontology annotation, molecular function: RNA binding. NCBI's taxonomy places the organism in Eukaryota, Euglenozoa, Kinetoplastea, Trypanosomatida, Trypanosomatidae. The coding region runs from base 230 to 925 and encodes 231 amino acids.